Messenger RNA from Polyodon spathula (Mississippi paddlefish), 2825 nucleotides. Its product is annotated as cytochrome P450 2J2-like. Gene Ontology annotation, biological process: xenobiotic metabolic process. Gene Ontology annotation, molecular function: iron ion binding; oxidoreductase activity, acting on paired donors, with incorporation or reduction of molecular oxygen, reduced flavin or flavoprotein as one donor, and incorporation of one atom of oxygen; heme binding. Lineage: Eukaryota; Metazoa; Chordata; Actinopteri; Acipenseriformes; Polyodontidae. The record is from RefSeq and is a predicted model, not a curated record. Gene Ontology annotation, cellular component: cytoplasm; intracellular membrane-bounded organelle.
GCAGUUUGAUCUCCACUUCACCAUCAACAAUGCCGUCUCCAACAUUAUCUGCUCGAUUGUGUUUGGGAACCGGUUUGAGUACAGUGACGGUUGCUUUCAGGAGAUGUUGCGUUUGUUUGAUGAAACGCUCUACCUGGAAGGGGGGAUAUGGGGCCAGCUCUACAAUACAUUUCCCGCAAUAAUGAAAAUAUUACCUGGGCCACACCAAAAGAUUUUCUCCAACUUGAAUAAAGUCAUCGCUUUUGUGAAUUCAGAGGUCCAAAGGCACAGGCAGGACUGGGACCCAUCAGCCCCCAGAGAUUACAUUGACUGCUACCUCACAGAAAUCGAGAAGAGUAAAGAGGACCCUGCAGCAGGAUUCCAUGAGCAGAAUCUCAUUUUUUGCACUCUUGAUCUGUUUAUCGCUGGGACUGAAACAACAGCAACCACUCUCCGCUGGGCUCUCCUCUAUAUGAUUAAAUACCUGCAAAUACAGGAGAAUGUCCAGGCUGAGAUAGACAGAGUGAUUGGACAAGCACGGCAGCCUUCGAUGGAAGACAAGCCCAACAUGCCGUACACUGACGCAGUGAUUCAUGAAGUUCAGAGAAUGGGCAAUAUUAUUCCUCUGAAUGUUCCCAGGAUGAGCACUGAAGAUACUACGCUGGGAGGAUAUUUUCUUCCAAAGGGCACUCAAGUGUUUGCAGUUCUGUCCUCGGUGUUGUUUGACAAGAAUGAAUGGCAGACCCCAGACCCAUUUAAUCCAGGCCACUUCCUGGAUGCAGAGGGGAAGUUUGUGAAAGAAGCAUUCAUGCCAUUCUCAGCUGGUAAGAGGAUCUGUCUUGGAGAGCAGCUGGCUCGAAUGGAGUUGUUCCUGUUCUUCACUUCCUUUCUGCAGAAGUUCACCUUCUCAUCCCCUGAAGGAGUGGAGCCAAGCCUCCAUUUUAAAGCUGGAAGUACACUUUCUCCAACACCAUACAAGAUCUGUGCCAACCGUCGCUGAGAAAGAACAAGCCAUUGCAGUUUAAACGGAUUAAGCUGAAGUAACAAAUUCACACUACAAUCUAGACACAGGGAGGCUCGGCCACCCUGUAUAUUCAAAAUGAAUGUUAAGGAUAGUGAUUUAUCAUAAUAAAGCUGACCAACAAAUUUUAGAUUAAGGACAGUUUUAAAUGUUAAUGUUGUAGUGCUAAAAAUAAAAUGAUUGUUUUAAAUCAUGUGCAUAACCUCUAUCAAAUAAUUUAAUUCAAGGUUUUUUAAAUCAAAGGGUAUACUCGAUUGCCUUAUCUUGCCUGAAAUGUGUUGUGUUGUGUUUUUUUUUUUUUUUUUUUUUAAGGGAAGUUUUUGUACUUCAAACUCUUUCCAAAUCGCAGCAGUGCUAUUGAGUGUUCUUAUUUUUAUGGAGUGCCAUUUGGGCCAAAACUAUCCAGCCAUUAACUUGUCAAUUCAUGAAUUGGUCCAUUUGUCCAGCAAUUCGCCACGGAACAGGAAAAAUUACUUAUUUACAUAUUUGCUGGGUGGAGUGGACAGCUGGCGCAACUAAUCGGUGCCGAGCCUACAUGACGACAACACCCCACAUGUCAGACAGGGAGGUGCAUUGCCCGCACAGAAAGGCUGAGAGCUGAGAGGGCGUUCCCCUCAGCCUGGGUCUGCGAGGACACGGCCACACCCUUCUCGAUCUACGAGUCCACAAAACAAGAUCCUGCUGAAUGCAGUAGUAUAUUCUCACGUAAGGCAAGCGACGUGUGUGAAAAAAACAUGUCUGAGUUAACUGUACACAACAGGUGAGGGAAUACACAGUUCCAACCAGUGUACUAUCUGCAAAGGUACAUUAAUUUCUUAUGGGAAUGGAUGGAUGUCCGAACCCUUCUGAUUUUGUGUUUUUGCUGAUCGUGAAUUUGAUUAAACACCGCGUUCUGAAAAACUUCCCUCCUGGUCCUCUGGGUCUGCCAUUCUUGGAAAUCUUUUUAACAUCUACAUUAAACAGCCGCACCUGAGCAUAUGUACGGUAGUAAUUGGUCGGGUGCUUGAUUUGCAGUCUAUAAUUCUCGCCUCUUUCCCUUGGCUUGCCGAUCCCUUAUCUGUCACUUCCUGGCACACUGGCAAUGAACAACGAUUUGUAUGAGUAAAGCGUUGCAUACUGUGCAGUCUGCUUACCCAGGAACGUCAUUUAUCUUUGUGGUUUUCGAAUUGCUAAGUAUAGCUUCCUUUAAAGGAUCUUCAAUGUACAGUUUGCUCUAUUCUACUUUCAUUCCUGGUAUUCUGGAAAAUGACCAACAAUUUAUGCGUAGUUUAACAUAUCAUGCAUGCUGCUUAGGUAAUGCAUUUUUGCAUGUAUGGUUUGUAUGUUUUUAGAAUUGCUAAGAAAAGCAUUAAAACUACAUCUUCUUUUACAGGGUCUGUACAGUUUGCUCUUUUGUAUUUACUUUUACUUUCAUUAGGUUGCAGAAAAAUAUGGAGAUGUCUUCAGCAUCCAACUGAGAACAAACACGGUUGUUAUAAACGGCUACAAGCUAGUUAACGUGGAUAACUUUUUUUUUUUAGAUGUAUUCACUGUUAAUAUAUCUGAAUGCACAGAUAACAUGCGUUUCAAAUGUAUUGUAGCAACAUCUCAAUUCUCUUUAUUCAAUAAAUAACUCCCAGCAUUUAAUUUUGUGUCAUGUUAGCAGUCCGAAUGUACGUUUAAUCUAUGUCAAUUAUGAUCUCGCUGUUGUUUUUUUAAUUUGCUACCUGCUCCCUGUGAUUCUCUUGCUUAGGGCACUCAAGUGUUUGCGGUUCUGUCCUCGGUGCUGUUCAACAAGAAUGAAUGGCAGACCCCAGACGCAUUUAAUCCAGGCCACUUCCUGGAU